Molecule: messenger RNA, 5225 nt
Organism: Xenia sp. Carnegie-2017
Lineage: Eukaryota; Metazoa; Cnidaria; Anthozoa; Malacalcyonacea; Xeniidae
Product: mucin-5AC-like
Exons: 16
Coding region: 339-5186 (1615 amino acids)
Cellular component (GO): extracellular matrix
Molecular function (GO): protein binding; peptidase inhibitor activity
Source: RefSeq, a predicted model, not a curated record
AAGCAGCACGGUGUCUCAAAAGACAAUGUUGAUCAUUACAUUUCAUUAUUUGCUCAAUUUUUGGCGCAAAACAAGCGAAGUCAGUCGUCGAGUGUAGCUCAGAAAUUUGCAUGCUACAAAUACUUAAAAGGCAUCAAAGAAUCAUGUGACGUGAUGGAGUCCAGUUAUGACGAGUGUCUUCAAGUCUGUGUACCAGAAUAUGGAGUGUGUGACGAACUAUGGAAACGUGAAAGAAAGAUAACUUCACCACAGAGCGUUGGUACCACAGUAAUGGCAAAUGUGAAAAAUUCUUUUUCUCUGGUUGUUCAGGCAACGAGAACAACUUUGAAAGCCAAGAAAUGUGUGAAAGUUCUUGUGUUGGAUCAUCGAACGAUGCACACCACUACAAAGCAAACCCUUUAUUUCCAAAAAUGGAGGGAAUGUGUUAUGCCUACGGUCGUGGCCAUUACCGAACAUUUGAUGGAAAAAACUACUAUUUUUACGGAACAUGUAAAUACCAAAUGGUUUACGUUAAUAAUCCAAUGUCACCAUUCAUUGUUAAUUUGGAAAACGACCCCAACUGCGAUAUCAAUGGACCUUGUCAGAAAAAAGUGGAAAUUAUCAUGGAAAAAGCGAAUGUGAAACUUUAUAACAGUCUGCAUAGUGUUAGAAUUAACGACAAAGUUGUUCCCGUUCCGUACAAGAAACGAACAGCCAGUAUUCGAAAAGCAGGUCGUUAUAUUAUGGUUAAAAGUGCCGAUGGUGUGUUGGUCUAUUGGGAUGGUCAGGAGGAUCUGAUGAUCAAACUUCCUGAAACAUUUAAAACGGAAAAAGAUGGCGAUCACAAAGCCUUCGGUCUUUGUGGUACAUAUGAUGGCAAUCCAAAAAAUGACUUUGUAAACUUGCACGGUAAACCUCUCAAAAGUGAUCUGGAGUUUCAAAUGACGUGGAAAGAAAAUACAAAUUGUCAAAGUAAACCUGAAAUAAAACCUCCACCUAGCUGUUUCUCACCCUCUAAGAACAUUAAGCUGGGCUUGAAGAAGGCGGAAGAAAUGUGCAAGAUAUUAGAUGCAAAACAAUUUGCCGCAUGUAGGAAAUUGAUUCCCAUUGAAGAGUACAGACAUAUGUGUGUGGCUGAUGUUUGUGCUUGUGAUUAUGCUAGCAGAAAUGAUUGCAUGUGUAAGGUGUUGUCUUUAUUCGUUCGUGCUUGUCAUGUCUUAAUGAAAGAACUACCCAAAUCUCAGCAAGAUUGGAGUAUUAAAAAUUGGAGGAACAACGGACUAUGUGCGGUAACAUGCCCUGCCACAAUGGAAUACUCUGAGUGUGGUUCUGCCUGUCCUCUGACUUGCUCCAAUCCUUUCAGCCAUCAAAUUUCAUGUCUCUCCGGUUGUGUUGACGGCUGUCACUGUCCGGCUAACCUUUGGUGGGACGGCAAUCGUUGUGUGGAAAGACAAAAAUGCUCAUGUAAUCAUGCUGGAGUAUUUUACAAACAUCUUAGCAUUCGUGCGACUGCUUGCGAAGAAUGCACGUGUGAUGGUGGAAUUUGGGAUUGUACUAAACGUAAAUGCGGAGGCACUUGUGAUCUUUACGGUAACUCUCAUAUUGAAACGUUUGAUGGUCUGAUGUAUCAGAUGUAUGGAAAAGGGUCGUACGUGUUAUCUAAGCGUUGUCACUCGACGAUCAGUGAAUCUUCGUAUGAAAUUCGUCUGAACCAAAAAAGUCCUUUGGCAUGCAGCCCUUCAGAAAGUAAUUGUGACAAGGAAAUCGAAAUUCUAAUUGGUGGCAAACUUGCUGCUACUUUGCGUAUGAAGCCUCUUUUAACGAUUGACGGCAAAGAAAAACGUUUUUACGUGGACACGAUACAUGGAUGGAAGACAGGCGUGUUUGCAGGAGAAAAUAUAUACUUUUCGUCAAAGAAGGCCGGCAUCUAUGUUCUGUGGAAUAAUAGAAACGAGCUUAAGAUCAUUGCUGAUUCAUCUUUGUUCAAACAGACUUGUGGUCUUUGUGGCACUUUUGACAACGACAUAACAAAUGACUUUCAUACACAUGAUGAAGAUACUGAACUAUCCGCAAAAUCUUUCGUCUCACAAUGGAGGUUGAAAAGUAGUGCUUAUCCUGCGGGCAUGUGGGAUGAAGAGAAUUACUGCGACGUUCAUUUUAAUCGGAAGAACGAUGCAGAAAAGAUCUGCAAAAAGUUGAAGGAGGAUCCAAAGUUUGCUCGUUGUCACAAGCUUGUAUCGCCUCAAAAGUACUUUGAUAUGUGUAUGAGCGAUACUUGUUCUUCAAAAGAAUAUUAUCUUCAAAUUUUACGCGUCUACCUUAGAAAAUGCGCCGACAAAGGUACACCUUUCGACCCACGAUUGUAUUUUGCAGAAGAUCUUAAACGUUCACAAGAGACAAAAUGUAAAAGUAAUCGGGAGUUCAAAGUUUGCAACAGGGAUAGUAACGGGGAUCCCACAUGCGAGAACUCUUGUUUGGCAUUACAAAAUAGCUCUGUGAGCUGCCCAAACGUUUGUUGGGCUGGAUGUUAUUGCAAAGAGGGAUUUUAUGCAACCGAAGAUGGAAAUUGCGUCCGAAAAUCGGAAUGUCCUUGUGUCUAUAAUAAUCAGACGUAUGUGAAAGGAGAGGUUCGAAUGGAUUACUGCAAUAAUUGUACAUGUAACGACGGGACAUGGAGCUGUACAAAUAUGGACUGCAACAGAUACUAUGCAAACAUGGGUAGAGUGUUCACUGAAUGCGGUUAUACUUGUGAUAAACUGGACACUUGUCAGACUGGUUAUUUCUGCCCAGUUGGUCAAGCGUUGCACGAGAAUGGCACGUGUGUAGAUGCAGAUACUGGAUGUCAAUGUAAACACGGUAACACAUUUUAUGAUCUUGGUGUUACUAGUCCCUCGGAUUGCUCAAAGGUUUGUGGAAAAAGACGUUCGUGGGAAACGAAGGGAAGUGGGAACCGAGAACCGGCUUACGAAUGUUCUGCUUGGGGUCAAGAUCAUUACAAGAUGUUCGAUGGUCAUAUUUUAAACUUUGACGGUCAAUUUUGCGAAUUUAUACUUUUGCAGUAUAAUAACAUCACAAUUACAAUCAAAAAUAAGCCUUGCGAACACACCUUUGACAUGUACAUGUGCAAAGAAGUUAAAAUCUCUUUCAACAAUGACGAUUUACGUAUCACGCUUUUUCAAAAGGCAUAUAAAGUGGAGAAAAUCAGCAACAAUGAGAUUGUACAAUAUGAUUACAAUAACCCGUGCAGUGACAUCUUCAAUGGUGUAAUGAUGGAGUAUAAAGGACUCUUUGUCAUCUUGAAACUUUACUAUGUCGGUUUAGAAAUCAAAUAUGAUAAAGGUUCACGUGUUUAUAUCAAGCCGACCAGCUCACGACUUAUGAACGGCACGUUCCGAGGUCUUUGUGGAAACUUUGAUGGCAAGCACUCGAAAGACGAUUUUUUAGUUCCCGAUAAAUCAACUGCGGAAGAAACGACGGAAUUCGCCAAUAAAUGGGCAGCAAAUGAAGACUGUGUCGAUAGUGUUCAAAAGGAUGCAUGUACAAGUAGCCCAUUAAAGUCUUGGGCAAAAAAAGGUUGUGAAGAGAUUAAAUUAAAUCCAGCUUUUUCUAAAUGUCAUGAAACAGUUAAUCCUGAUCCAUACAUAAAGGCAUGCGAACAUGAAACCUGCAAGUGUAAAUAUGGCGGUGAUUGUAACUGUUUCUGUUCUGCUGUGGCUGCGUAUGUCAGAGAAUGUAACCGACUUGGCAUCUCAUUUUCUUGGAGAAGAGAAGGAUUUUGUGAACUAUCAUGUUGCCGUGCUUGUCGCAACGAAAGCCACUAUACACCAGAUAUUCCUGUCACACCUAUUUGUGAAGAAAAACCUAAUUGUACAAAACCGGAUAGAUGUUGUCGAGGUGACCAUGUUGAAGGAUGCAAUUGUCCUGAAAAUCAAUAUUUUGAUGGAAAAUCAUGUAAACCUAUUAAGGAAAACUGUACCAGGCCCUGUGCUGGUGUUCCACCAACUACUUCCAUCUAUACAACAUCAAAACCUUCCAGCUCUCAAGUAUCAAGUAGUUCCGUGCAACCUUCGACAAGUGUUUACUCUUCCUCAAGAAGUGCUUCUUUGUCAAGCGUCUCUGUUCCAACUACUGUGAUUUCAUCAUUGUCAUCGAGUAAAACAUCAAUUUAUUCAUCACCAAGUUCGUCGGCGUCAUCUUCUCAAACUCUUAGACCAACUACUUCCAUCUAUACGACAUCAAAAGCUCCCAGCUCUCAAGUAUCAAGUAGUUCCGUGCAACCUUCGACAAGUAUUUACUCUUUUUCAAGAAGUUCUUCUUCAUCGUCAAGUAUCUCUGUUCCAACUACUGUGAUUUCUUCAUUGUCAUCGAGUAAAACAUCAAUUUAUUCAUCACCAAGUUCGUCGGCGUCAUCUUCUCAAACUCUUCGACCAACUACUUCCAUCUAUACGACAUCAAAAGCUCCCAGCUCUCAAGUAUCAAGUAGUUCCGUGCAACCUUCGACCAGUGUUUACUCUUCCUCAAGAAGUGCUUCUUCUUCGUCAAGCGUCUCUGUUCCAACUACUGUGAUUUCAUCAUUGUCAUCGAGUAAAACAUCAAUUUAUUCAUCUCCAAGUUCGUCGGCGUCAUCUUCUCAAACUCUUCGACCAACUACUUCCAUCUAUACGACAUCAAAAGCUCCCAGCUCUCAAGUAUCAAGUAGUUCCGUGCAACCUUCGACAAGUAUUUACUCUUCUUCAAGAAGUACUUCUUCUUCGUCAACUGUCUCUGUUCCAACUACUGUGAUUUCAUCAUUGUCAUCGAGUAAAACAUCAAUUUAUUCAUUUCCAAGUUCGUCAGCGUCAUCUUCUCAAACUCUUAGACCAACUACUUCCAUCUAUACGACAUCAAAAGCUCCAAGCUCUAAAGUAUCAAGUAGUUCCGUGCAACCUUCGACCAGUGUUUACUCUUCCUCAAAAAGUUCUUCUUCAUCGUCAAGUAUCUCUGUUCCAACUACUGUGAUUUCUUCAUUGUCAUCAAGUAAAACAUCAAUUUAUUCAUCACCAAGUUCGUCGGCGUCAUCUUCUCAAACUCUUCAACCAACUACUUCCAUCUAUACGACAUCAAAGCUCCUAGUCAAGUAUCAAGUAGUUCCGUACAACCUUCGACAAGUGUUUACUCUUCUUCAAGUACUUCUUCUUCGUCAAGUGUCUCUGUUCCAACUACUGUGAUUUCUUCAUUGUCAUCGAGUAAAACAUCAAUUUAUUCAU